GCGCUUCUCCCGCGAGGAGUUCCGCGUGAAGUGGCGGGAGCGGCGGCUAUGGAGGCGCGGGAAGCGAAAGAAGCGCAGGUUGCUGCGUGGUUGAAAAAAAUAUUUGGCGAUCAUCCCAUUCCACAGUAUGAGGUGAACCCACGGACCACAGAGAUUUUGUAUCAUCUUUCGGAACGCAACAGGGCCCGGGACAGGGACGUCCACCUAGUCAUAGAGGACUUGAAACAGAAAGCAAACGAGUAUGAAUCCGAAGCCAAGCAUCUUCAAGACCUUCUCAUGGAGAGUGUAAAUUUCUCUCCUGCCAAUCUCUCCAGCACCGGUUCCAGGUAUCUGAAUGCUUUGGUUGACAGUGCACUGGCUCUUGAAACAAAGGAUACCUCACUUGCUAGUUUUAUCCCUGCAGUGAAUGAUUUGACAUCUGAUCUUUUUCGUAUCAAAUCCAAAAAUGAAGAAAUCAAGCUUGAAUUGGGAAAACUUGAAAAAAAUCUAACUGCAACUUUAGUAUUAGAAAAAUGUCUACGAGAGGAUCUCAAGAAGGCAGAACUGCAUCUGUCUAUAGAAAGGGCCAAAGUUGACAGUCGUCUUCAGAACAUGGACUUCCUGAAGGCAAAGUCAGAGGAGUUCAGAUUUGGCAUCAAAGCUGCAGAGGAGCAGCUCUCAGCCAGAGGCAUGGACGCUUCUCUGUCUCAUCAGUCACUAGUUGCACUGUCGGAGAAACUAGCAGAACUAAAACGACAGACUAUACCUUUGAAGAAAAAAUUAGAGUCCUAUUUAGACUUAAUGCCGAAUCCAUCUCUUGCUCAAGUGAAAAUUGAAGAAGCAAAGCGAGAAUUAGAUGCCAUUGAAGCUGAACUUACAAAGAAAGUAGACAUGAUGGAACUGUGACCAGAGCCAAAUAAACAUCCUUUUCCCUAACAAAGUACAUUGAGUAGGACUUAAAAGGACUUUUUUUUUUUUUUUUUUGCUCUUGGCAUUCCUUUAAAAUAUAAUUUCUAUGUUCUUAGAUGAGAUAAUAAUGUAAAUAUUGAUAGAAUGAUGGUUUCUGGCUGUGUAUUGUAUUUUCGUGCUCCAAUACAGGUUUCGUAUUGAAAAGCAUUUCUCUCA
This is a messenger RNA of Lepus europaeus (European hare), 1104 nucleotides long. RefSeq names its product HAUS augmin like complex subunit 1 (gene HAUS1). The transcript is spliced from 9 exons. Lineage: Eukaryota; Metazoa; Chordata; Mammalia; Lagomorpha; Leporidae. Gene Ontology annotation, biological process: centrosome cycle; spindle assembly. The coding region runs from base 49 to 885 and encodes 278 amino acids. Gene Ontology annotation, cellular component: HAUS complex; cytosol. The record is from RefSeq and is a predicted model, not a curated record.